Messenger RNA from Penaeus monodon (black tiger shrimp), 1205 nucleotides. RefSeq lists its product as uncharacterized. NCBI's taxonomy places the organism in Eukaryota, Metazoa, Arthropoda, Malacostraca, Decapoda, Penaeidae. The record is from RefSeq and is a predicted model, not a curated record. The transcript is spliced from 8 exons. Bases 103 to 1032 code for a protein of 309 amino acids. Gene Ontology annotation, molecular function: protein binding.
GCUUGCGCGUUUAGGAUCUUUAUUCAUAUUUUCACUCUAGGAAAUUUUCCGUUUACUUUUCUCUUCAAAUCUCGCUCUUAAGAGCAAGGUCAACGAGACAACAUGGUAUUCAUCAAGGUCUUGUUAGUAGCAGCGUUUUGCAUUUACCAAGGUGUGGCGAGGUGUACCCCCUGGAGCCAGAUCAAGUGCAAGACGAACGAUAAAUGUGUGCACAUCUACGACCUCUGCAACGGAUGGUACGACUGCGACGAUAAAUCCGACGAAGAAGACAGAUUGUGCUCUGAUUCAUCAAUUUGGGGCAAAACACUCUGCACAACACCUGGAACAUUACUUUGCAAACAAGGGGAUAACAAGAGAUGCUUGCCCGCCAGGAGAUACUGCACUUCGUCCAACCUUCCUUGCGAAGAUAGAGACGAGCGCCUGUGCCAGAUGUUCAACGAUGGAAAGCUUAUACCUUAUGAUGAGAUCGUGGUACGGUCGAACGUGUUUUUGGCCGAAAUUUCGGGUCAAGAGUUCCAUGAAAAGUUCAACGUUACAAUUGAACACCCCGAUUGUCCUCACCUGUACACACGUGUUGGCGACCACUGCUUGUCAUUCUUUUUCUUUGGAUUGGUCAAUUGGGGAGAAGCUCGCUCUUUCUGCAAGAUGAAUGGCGGUGACCUUUUGACCUUUCAAGAUGGCGUCGGGACCUUCUACGAAAUCGUCCGCCACCUCCGCGAGCACAAUAUCACCUCGGACUUCUGGGUUGGGGGAGCCGUAAGGAACAAGACAUGGACAUGGGUGGACGGUAACCCCAUUGAGCUGGGAACCCCCUACUGGUCCCUCAGAACGAACCCUGAUUGCCAGCAUCUCAACCAGACCGUCAUUUACGAGAAGUCUUGUAAUCAGUACCUGCAACGACCUUUGACUCCCGUCGUAGGCAUGUGCGCUGCCCUUACUUUCGAGAACUUCUUCUACAUGAGCGACGAAGACUGCCUAACGAAGAAGAGCCCUCUGUGCGUCGCAGGAAAAGAACCUACUGUAAAGGUGUGAGGCGGUCUCAAGCAUUCCUGGUCUUCCAUGAAGUACUUUUUUUUUAAUGUUGUUAGCCAAUUCGUUUCCUGACAUUGGCGACCGGGUUGCGAAUAGAAGCAGGUUCAUGUUGCGAAACUGCAUUUGUGACUGAUAGUUAUAUCAGCUGACUUCAAUAAGAAAUUUUAAAUAAU